Messenger RNA from Alosa alosa (allis shad), 3770 nucleotides. RefSeq names its product zinc finger protein 27-like. The transcript is spliced from 11 exons. Lineage: Eukaryota; Metazoa; Chordata; Actinopteri; Clupeiformes; Clupeidae. The record is from RefSeq and is a predicted model, not a curated record.
UGCUGUUGCGCCUUAAACACCGUAUGUGACUGAUCAGAAAGAACGAUCUACGUGUACAAAUCUAGUUAUAAAAAAUGCCAGGAGGCUCAGUAAAGAAAACCUGCCCCCAGUGCCGGUGCUCUCUGUUCUGUGCACAGAAAGUUUGCAAGAACUGUGGGGCAGAACAGCCCAAAAAGCCGCAUCUGAAAAAGCGGCUGCAAAAUUUUGACAAAAAAAGGCGCCAGUGGGUGAGCCAGAAAAGGCAAACCCACAACAUGGCUUCAGUAAAAGAUGAGGCUGUUGUCUUGCUAGAGAAACUACAUGCCCUUGGCUACAAGCCUCUCCUGCUCUUAGGCAAGGACCAAGGGCCGAGGGCAUAUGAAGUCCUCACCCCAAGGUGCCAGCUGGACGCCAUGGCCACUAAACACCUUGGGCAAAUAGCUGGGCUAUUUGAAUUUGUUUGUUCAGGUUGGUCCAAAACCCUUACAGAGGUGGGUGAUACCGUCAUCACCCUGUACCCUGUGGAGAAUUUGGCGGCCGCCGUGGAGGAGAAGGAGGAGCGGGCCACCGUAGAGGAGUUGAAAGUUGUUAAAGUGGAGCCAGCAGUGCUGCAUAUGCCAGUGAAGAAGGUAAAAGAAGAAGAGGUUGACGAUUUCCUUCAAGAUGACCUGUUUGCAGAUCAGAAAGUAAAAGAAGACCCCGAACUGGAUCAUGACUGCAAGACUGAAACACACACAUCACCAACCUUCAACUGCAAAGAAGAACAGUCUCCAGUGAUGGAAAUUAAACAGGAGGAAGAAUCUGAUUUAAAAGAAGAUUUCCAGAAAGACUCUUUUCCCACAAAUGAGAUGAGACAUACUGCGAUGAAGGCACAUCAUUGUACCGAGUGUGGAAAAACCUUCUGUUGGAAGAGUCAUCUCAAGUCCCACCAGAAGAUCCACACAGGAGAAAAGCCAUAUCAGUGUACUACAUGUGGGAAGAGUUUCAGGACUAGGGGAGAGGUCAACACCCAUCAGCGCACACAUACAGGAUUAAAGCCAUAUCAGUGUACUACAUGUGGGAAGAGUUUCAAGACUAAUUCAGACCUUGUCACCCAUCAGCGCACACAUACAGGAGAAAAGCCGUAUCAGUGCUCUGACUGUGGAAAGGCCUUUAGUCAAACAUCUAACCUCAAGUCACACCAGAGGAUCCACACAGGAGAAAAGCCGUAUCAGUGCUCUGACUGUGGAAAGGCCUUUAAUCAGAUGUCUCAUCUCCAAGGACACCAAAGGAUUCACACAGGAGUAAAGCCAUAUCAGUGUACUACAUGUGGGAGGAGUUUUAAGACUAAGGCAGAGUUAUCCUCCCAUCAGCGCACACAUACAAAAGAAAAGCCAUAUCAGUGCACUAUAUGUGGGUGGAGUUUUAGACAUUACUCAGCUCUUACAGCCCAUCAGAAGGUACAUACUAGACUAGAAUAUGAGCAAAAUACUCCAAACACCCUUCAAUUGAUAAACUAUUUGACUGGGUUUUUCACAGAACUGAACAUUUCAGGAUUUACUGAACCAACACUGGUGCCCAUGCCAGUGAAGGAGAUAAAAGAAGAAGAGUUUGAUGAUUUCCUUCAAGAGCACCUGUUUGCAGUUCAGAAAGAAAAAGAAAACCCUGGACUGGAUCAUGACUGCAAGACUGAAACACCCACAUCACCAAAUUUCAACUGCAAAGGAGAAAAGUCUCCAAUGAUGGAAAUUAAACAGGAGGAAGUAUCUGAUUUAAGAGAAGAUGGCCAGAAAGAGCCCUUUCCGGCAAAUGAGAUGAGACAUACUGAUAAAAAGGCAAAUCAUUAUACGGAUUAUGGAAAAGCCUACUGUAAAAUGAAUCUCAAGUCCCAGCAGAGGAUUCACACAGGAGAACAGCCGUAUCGGUGCACCACAUGUGGGAAGAGUUUCAGGAACAACUCAAAAUUCACUGUCCAUCAGCGCACACAUACAGGAGAAAAGCCAUACAUGUGCUCAGACUGUGGUAAGGCCUUUAAUCAAAAAUGUAAUCUAUUGAAACACCAGAAGAUCCACACAGGAGAAAAGCCAUAUCAGUGUACUACAUGUGGGAAGAGUUUCAGUACUAGUUCAGACCUUGUCACUCAUCAGCGCACACAUACAGGAGAAAAGCCACAUCAGUGCUUUGACUGUGGAAAGGCCUUUAGACAAAAAGCUCAUCUCAAAUCACACCUUAGGAUCCACACAGGAGAAAAGCCGUAUCAGUGCAGUGACUGUGGAAAGGCCUUUGGUCAAAGUUAUGCUCUAGUACGACACCAGAGGAUCCACACAGGAGAAAAGCCGUAUUAGUGUACUAUUUGUGGGAAGUGUUUGAGUCUGAUUUCAAAUGUUCACGAACUGGAGUCUGAAAUGUCAGGAUUUACUGAAUCGACACCGCUGCUCAUGCCAGUGAAGGAGAUAAAAGAAGAAGAGUUUGAUGAUUUCCUUCAAGAGUACCUGUUUGCAGUUAAGAAAGUAAAAGAAGACCCUGGACUGGAUUAUGACUGUAAGACUGAAACAAACACAUCACCAAUGUAUGACUGCAAAGAAGAACAGUCUCCACUGAUGGAAAUAAACAAGGAGGAAGACGCUGAUUUCAGAGAAGUUAUUCGUAAAGACUCCUACCCUACAGAUGGGAUGAGACAUACUGCGGAAAAGGCCCAUCAUUGUACAGAGUGUGGAAAAGCCUUCUGCAAGAUUAAUCAUCUCAAGUCACACCUGAGGACCCACACAGGAGAAAAGCCGUAUCAGUGCUCUGAUUGUGGAAAGGCCUUUAGUCAAAAGUCUAAUCUAACAAAACAUCGGAUGGUCCACACAGGAGAAAAGCCGUACCAGUGCACUAACUGUGGAAAGGCCUUUAGUCAAAUGUCUCAUCUCCAGGUACACCAGAUGAUCCACACAGGAGAAAAGCCGUAUCAGUGCUCUGACUGUGGAAAGGCCUUUAGUCAAAUGUCUCAUCUCCAGGUACACCAGAGGAUCCACACAGGAGAAAAGCCAUAUCAGUGUACUACAUGCGGGACUAAGACAGAGGUCAACGUCCAUGAUCGCACACAUAUGGGAGACAAGCCAUAUCCGUGCCCUCACUGUGGGAAGGCCUUUGGUCGAAGAUCUGGUCUAACGCAACACCAGAUGAUCCACAUAGAAGAAAAGCCGUAUCAGUGUGCUACAUGUGGGAAGAGUUUCAAGACGAGGUCAUUGGUCAACAGCCACCAGCGUACACAUACAGGAUAAAGGCCUCAUUAGUGCUCUGACUGGAAUGUCCUUUAGUCACAAGUAUUCUCUAAUGCGACACCAGAAGCUCCACGCAUGAGCAGGGGCGUCGCCAGCCGAUUUUGCCGGGGCUUCUGCCUCGAAUGUUUUGAGUGUAGCCCCGAAUGCAAUCUGCAAAGGUGACUACCAAAUAUGAAACCAUUAUUCAAAUCGUGCAUUGAAACUUUGAGAUGAGAUGGACCUAUUUAUCAAACAUAAAAGCAGGACACGGAUUUCCUCUCACUCUCUCUCAUGCAGCAGAUCUAACUUUUGGAACGUUUGGUUGAAAAUUAUUGGUGUUUCUGGUUUGGGAAGUCUUUGAAUCAACUGUUUAAUCUACUUCCACAUGAGAAGUGUAAUAGAGUUGAACAGUGAUCACAUUUGGCCUAAAAUUGUAUCCCACACUACACCCCAAUGAAGAGAUACUGUUAUAUUCUUGCUGUUUAAUGAUGAGCUGAAUGAAUCUGAGGCCAAAUCUGAAGAUAAUUACAAGAGGAAUACCUAAUGAAAUCAGUCGUACUGGUAAAA